GGCCUUUCCAUUGGCUCUGAUGACCUGGCUCUUGGCCUCCUACCCCCAGACCACAGUUACCAUGGUGACCUAAGCACUGUCCACGUCAUACUGGGCUCUGGGGGCAACAGGACUCUGCCUGACUUAGGCGAGCCAAUUUACAAUGGGCUGACAAUUUUUCGAUGUUUCUACAUCAGCCACACGGAUACCCGCCAGUUUCUCCUUCUCACUGCCCUCUAUUUUCAAGGCCUCCGCCAGCAUUUUCCACCUCGUUUAGCCUUAACUUUUGUCUUAAUCAUUGUGCUCCGACUCGGUGCCCAUCACAUUCGACGGUGGCCUUCACCUUUUCAGCCCCCUUCACAGUUCUUCUCUUCUCGCUGUCCGACUCACUUCUUUCUGCCCUCUCCUUCUUCCCUUUUUGCGGACACAGAUGAGGGUUUUUUACCGGCGCAAGGCAGCAAAAGCAGAGCCGAAUGA
This is a messenger RNA of Protopolystoma xenopodis, 456 nucleotides long. NCBI's taxonomy places the organism in Eukaryota, Metazoa, Platyhelminthes, Monogenea, Polystomatidea, Polystomatidae. The record is from the annotation of a GenBank genome assembly.